Leptopilina boulardi is the source of this 3649-nucleotide messenger RNA. RefSeq names its product CCAAT/enhancer-binding protein zeta-like (gene Noc1). NCBI's taxonomy places the organism in Eukaryota, Metazoa, Arthropoda, Insecta, Hymenoptera, Figitidae. The coding region runs from base 84 to 2717 and encodes 877 amino acids. The transcript is spliced from 5 exons. The record is from RefSeq and is a predicted model, not a curated record. Gene Ontology annotation, cellular component: nucleus.
CUGAUUGACAAGUGUGUACAACUUCACUUAUUAGUAAUGUUUUCAUAAAAUCCCACGUGAAUAUUUAUUUAUUUGUAAUAAAUAUGAAGACGAUUGCUGAAUAUUUGGCUCCAUCGACAAAUAAAAAAUGGUACGAGGAAUAUCCAAAAACACAAAAACCAUGUACUCACACAAAAUCGGAAAUCACAGUAAUGGAUUUAAAAGCCGAUGGAAAAAGGCUUCUUGAAGCAGAAACAAAUGCUUAUCAAUUGAAACAAUCAAAAUCACGAAAUUCAGAAUAUGAUUGGCUUAAAACUGCACUAUCACAAGGAACAAGUUCUGAUAAAAUUGCAGCAAGUAUUGUUCUAUUCCAAAAUAGUCCAAAACAUAAUUUAUCACGUUUAACAAAUCUUAUUAAUCAAGUAAAAGCAUCGAAACAAAAUCAAUGCAACACAAUUAUCACAGCACUUCGCGAUCUUUUUCUCACUGAUUUAUUACAUCCCACAUAUAAAUUAAUGAAAUUUGAAGAACAAAAUUUAGAUAAACUCGACAAUAUUGAUAUUUCAAAUAAACAUGAGAAAGGUGUGCCAUUUAUGUCUAAAAAUAAAUUACUUGCACAUUGGUAUUAUGAAGAUCAAUUAAAGGAAAUAUAUGAGAAAUUUAUUAUUUCACUAUCACAAAUUGCAUCAAAUACAGUUGAUUCAAAUCGUGAAAAAGCUGUUUCAGUUAUGAAUGAUCUUUUAAUGGGUAAUUCAGAACAAGAACACAAAUUACUUGAUUUUCUUGUGAAUAAAAUUGGUGAUCCUAGUAAUAAAGUUGCGUCAAAGGUGAUUUUUUGUUUGAAUAAAUUACUUUAUGAACAUUCAAAUAUGAAAGUUGUUGUACUUCGCGAAGUGGAGAAACUUUUAUUUCGUAAUAAUGUUUCAUCAAGAGCACAAUAUUAUGGAAUUUGUCUGCUGACACAAUUUGUUUUGGAUCGCAAUGAUGUUGAAACGGCAAAUAAUUUAAUUGACGUAUAUUUUUCAUUUUUCAAAGCAAGUCUCAAGAAAGGUGAACCCGAUAGUCGAAUGAUGGCUGCAAUUUUAACGGGUGUCAAUCGUGCUUAUCGUUUUUCUAAAGUUGAAUCAGAAAAACUCAAUGAUCACAUUGAUUCUCUUUAUAAAGUUGUACAUGUUGGUUCAUUUAAUGUUUCAUUGAAUGCACUCAGCCUUUUAUUUCAAGUAGUUGGAAAAAACGAAAAACAAUUGAAUAGAUUUUAUUCCGCCUUUUAUAAAAAAUUAUUAGAUCCACAAAUUGGUAUUGGAAAUAAACGUGCGAUUUUUUUGAAUUUAUUAUAUCGUGUGUUAAAAAAUGAUCACAGUGUAAUUCGUUUAAAGGCAUUUUUAAAAAGAAUAUUUCAAAUUAUCCUUUAUUAUCCAGCAAAUAUGGCAUGUGCAACACUCUAUGUUGUUUCACAAGUUUUAAAAACAAAGAAAGAUCCAAUUUUCUCAAUUGAAUCGGAAAUUAAAAAUGAAAAAGAAUCAAAUGAUGAGAAAAAAGAAGAAAAUAAUGAAGAUACAAAUUCAGAAUGCAGUGAAACAAAUAAUGAUGAAUUGGAAAAAAAUAAUAUUGUAAUAUCAAAUGUUAUUACAGACGAUACGAAAGUUAUUGUAAAAAAUAAUGACACUGAAAUUAAAGAAGAAAUAACAAUAAAAGAAGAAUUUGAUCCAGAUAAAGAAUAUAAUCCAUUUUGUCGUAAUCCAUUAGGUUCCGGUGCAAAUAAUACAUUUUACUAUGAACUUUUUGCACUUGUAAAUCAUUUUCAUCCGAGUGUGGCACUUUUUGCGAGUAAUAUAAAAGAAGGAAAAAUUAUUGAUUAUUCUGGUGAUCCAUUGGAGGAUUUGAAUUUAAUUCGAUUUUUGGAUCGUUAUGUUUUUAAGAAUCCAAAAAAAUUGGAAAAUAAAAAAGUAACGAGAAAAGGUGAUCCACUUGCACAACGUGCUGGUUAUACUCCUCAAGGUUUGCGAUCAGUACCUGUUGAUAGUGAGGCGUAUUUAAAUGAAAACGAAGAUCGUAUUCCAGUUGAUGAACUCUUUCUUUAUCAAUUUUUAAAGAAGAAAAAAGAUUUUAUAUCAAAAUCCACCGACGACGACGAUGAAGAUAACGAAAGUGUUAAUAGUGAAGAAUUUAACGCCAUGUUAGAUGGACUUGCAGAAAAUGAAAAUCUAGACGAUUUAGAUAUUGCCGGUGAUAUUGUUCCGAGGAAAAGUAAAAAGAAAGAUAAAGAUGACGAGGACGAGGAAGAAAGUGAAAACGACGAAAGCGAUGAGGAUUUGGAAGAUUUCGAUGAGAAUGAAAAUUUCAGUGAUAAUUUGGAAGAUGAAGAAAUGGAGGAUAUGAGUGACGAUAUGGAAAAUAUGGACGAUGAUUACAGUGAUAUUGAUUUUGACGAUGAGAAUAGUGACGAAGAUACACUUCGCGAGGAACUUUCAUUAAUGAAAAACAAAAAAAAUUCAAAAGAAUCAAAUGAAAAUGUUUUUAUGUCAGCUGAGAAAUUUGCUGAAAUGAUGGAGGAACAAGGAUAUUCUAAAUCGAAACACGGAGGAAGUAAUUCAAUGAAUGCAAAGGACGGUGCCGGUGUUAAACAAUUAAAAUGGGAAGCAAAGAAAAAUCAACGAUCUCAUUUUGGUAAUAAGAAAGGAAAGAGAAAAAAUAAAUUUACAAAUAACAAAAAAAGUGUAAAAAAACAAAAGAGGUAGGAUAUUUUUCUAAAAAUCAAUUUUUUCCUAUUGUACAUUAAAAAUUAAUUCUUUAACUUAAGAAUGAAGGUAAUAAUAAACAAAAUUUAUUAUAGAACUAGUAUUACUUUAUUACAUAUUAGAAUAAGAAAAAUAAAUGACAAUAUUAAAAUAUAUAAUAGUAAAUUUGUGAAAUGAAAAAAAAAAAAAACGCAUCCGAUUAACUAUAUUAUGGAAACUAUCAUUUAAUAUCAAUAUGUUUUCAAAUUUACAAUAUUAUACUUGAAACUUGAAACAAAGUGUGAACCAAGUGCACAUUUUUUAAAAAAUUCUUUAGAAAUAAAGAAGAGCAUUUUCAAAGCCCUUACGAUCUGAUUCUCGAGUUUAACUGGCGAAUGUUCUUUUAAACUGAUUUCUUUUUUGGUCUCGAAAAUUAAAUUGCAUUAACAAUGCAAUCCACUAAAUAUAACUUAAAAUCAAAUUUUUCCCACUAUAAUAAUUUGGAUCAAUAAUUCUUUUUUCGCCGUCAAACAUUUAAAAAUCGAUCACAGUUUAGAUAAUUCUUAAUAUUAUUAUUAAACCAAAAGUUGUUAAUGUAAUACAAAAAAAAAAAACAUUCACAAAAGCACAACAUAGUAAUACCAUUCAACCACUUUUCUUUUCAAGGGGAAAAAACAAAUUGGAUAAUUUUUUUGUGAAUCGGUGUAAGUAAACCAAAAAGAUAAAUUAAUUAAGAAAAACAAUAUUUUAUUUAAAAAAUAUAAUUAUAUAUGCAAAAAAAAAAAAUGGUUAAAUGACGAAUACAACUGAAAUGUCAUGAUUUUGUGUCUUUUCAUUGAAAAAAAAAAAGAGGAAAAAAAAAGAAGAAAAGUUAUUACAUUCAGUUUUUGCUCUUAACAUGAUUUUCAAAGAGUUGCAUUUGAAAUAAUGCUGUUUUUUUAAUUUUUGUUUUU